AUGAUCAACGAAAUAUCAACAGAAUUAAAUAAACAAAAUCCUCUAAACGAUGAAAAAGAAGAAUUAAAAGAUAAUUUUGAACAGAGAACAGUACCGAGUCUUGCUGAUGUACAGUCAUUUUGUGGAGAAUUUCAUGUUAAAGUUGACAAUGCAGUCGGUAUACGUCCAUGGUUACAAUUUAGUGACACUAAUUUUCCGGAAAAAAUUUUAAAACAAUUUGAAGAAAAUGAAUUUGAUAUACCAACUCCUAUUCAGUCUAUAGCUUGGCCUAUUCUUAGUCAAAAUCGAGAUCUUGUCGGCAUAGCAAAUUCGGGAAGUGGAAAAACACUUGCCUUUAUUCUUCCUCUUAUCUUUCAUAUUCGCAAACAAUUGAAUGAUAAUUCUAUAGCUAUUAUUUUAACAUCCACUCGUGAAUCAGUACAAUAUAUAUAUACUAUUGCUCAGCCGUAUUUUAAUUUAUUUGGAAUUAAAUCAAUUUGUAUUAUAAAUGGAGAUGAACAUGAAAAACAAAUAAAUGAAAUUCGUGAUGAAAAAAAUGUUUAUAUAUGUUUACCAAAUCGAUUAAAUGAUAUUUUAGAACAACAAUUAAUAAAUCUUCAUCAUGUUACAUUUAUUGUACUUGAUGAUACUGAUAAAAUGAUUGAUUUAGGUUUUGAAACACAAAUUAGAAAAUUUCUUGAUAAUUUUAAAUCGAUUAAUAGCGAUGAAAAACAACAACAAGUUCAAAUGUCAAUAUUUUCAGCUACAUCACAAAAAUUCAUAAAAUCUUUAGCUGAUAAUUAUUUAACAAAUUAUGUUCAUGCUAGUGUUGGUUAUUUAUCUGAACCUAAUUCUUCUGUAUAUUUAAAUUGUCAACAAAUAGUUGAUUUUUGUCCAACGGAACAAUACAAAAAACAAAAUCUUUUUCGAGUUCUUGAUGAUGUUUGUGCUUAUGCACCUUUAAGAAAAACUAUUAUAUUUGUUCGUACACGUGAUAAAGUUAAUCGUUUAAAUAUAGAUCUUGAACAAAAUGGAUAUAAAGCUUUACUUUUACAUGGUUCAAUAAAUCAACAAACGAGAAAUGAAAUUCUUAAAGAAUUUCGUGAAAAUGCAAAUGUACUUUUACUUGCAACAGAUGUUGCUUCAAGAAGUUUCGAUGUUGAUGAUGUACGAUUUGUAAUUAAUUAUGAUUAUCCAACAUCAGAUGCUGUUUAUAAACAUAGAAUUACACGAAUAGCUUCAUGUAGUAUAGCAUUUACAUUUUUUUCAAAUGAAGAUGCUAAAUAUGCACCAGCACUUGUUCAUAUUUUGGAUGAUGCUGGUGCUAUGGUACAUCCGAUAAUACUUCAACUUGGACGAAAACAUGGUUUUAAUAAAUGGGUAGCUAAUGUAGGAAUACCUGAAUAUCCGGUUUUUAAUAAUUAUGACAAUUUUGAUGGUGAUGGUCCAGAAAAUUGGAUAAAUAAUAUUGAAGAUUUACCACCGAAUUUAAUGACUAUAGAUUUAAGUUCAUUUGAUCCUAGCCACUUACGUCCACCACCAUUUCCACUUUUAAAUUCGAAUGGAACACCUAAUGAACUUGAUGUAAAUACUCGAAUGAAAAAUUUUCAAGACUAUAAACAACGUUAUCAAAUGAUGGAACGUUUAUCAUGGAAUGAUAAUCAGAAUGAUAAUAAUUGGAAUAAUGGUGAUUGGGCAAAUCCCGAUAAUGAAAAUCAAAAUCAAAAUCAAAAUAAUAACCCUGAAUUAUCUCAAAAACAAGCAUCUUUACCUAAUGAUAAUACUCAAUGGAAACCUCCACAAACAUCAGAUUCCGAAACGAAUCCAGCUAUUAUUUAUGCUAAAGCAAGUAGUGAAUAUCACAUAGAAUAUAAUCAAUAUACAACUGCAUUACAACAAGCUAUGCUUGCACAACAAUCAGGUGCACAAAUAACACCAGAACAACAACAGUAUUUAAUUGCAUUUCAACAAAAAUUACAAGCUAAACAACAACAACUUCAAAUAAUGCAACAAGCAGCUGCUCUAACAGCUUCAACACAAAAUGUUUGGAAUCAACAACAACAAACAAAUUUAAAACCACAAACAACCAAUGAUUUAUCUAAAACAGUUACUGAUGCUCAACAAGCAUGGAUGCAACAAUGGAUGAAUGCUGGUUAUGAUGUAUCACAAAUUGCUGCAUAUCAUCAAUGGUAUGCACAAAUGCAAGUAGCUGCAUCAUUAGCCGCAUCGGCAGCUAUUUCUCAAUCACAAAUUCCAACGACUACUACUUACAAUGGAGCACCUAAUAAUACUAAUCAACAAUCGACAGUGACUAUAUCAGCACCUCCGACGGUUUCAUCAUCAACAGCAAGUGCAGCACAACGUGCUUAUGCUGCAUAUAGCAAUCGAACAUCAACAUCAUAA
This is a messenger RNA of Rotaria sp. Silwood2, 2382 nucleotides long. NCBI's taxonomy places the organism in Eukaryota, Metazoa, Rotifera, Eurotatoria, Philodinida, Philodinidae. The record is from the annotation of a GenBank genome assembly.